Messenger RNA from Chenopodium quinoa (quinoa), 336 nucleotides. RefSeq names its product 17.9 kDa class I heat shock protein-like. The coding region runs from base 1 to 336 and encodes 111 amino acids. The transcript has a single exon. The record is from RefSeq and is a predicted model, not a curated record. Gene Ontology annotation, biological process: protein complex oligomerization; response to salt stress; response to hydrogen peroxide. NCBI's taxonomy places the organism in Eukaryota, Viridiplantae, Streptophyta, Magnoliopsida, Caryophyllales, Amaranthaceae.
AUGAGAGGUAUGGUGCCUAGGACUAAGAUUGAGUACAAGGAAACCCCUGAGGCUCAUCACUUCAAGGCUCAGCUUUCGGGGGUAAGAAAAGAGGAUGUGAAGGUGAAACUAGAGGAGGGCGGGAGGAUGAUCCAUGUAAGUGCCAAAUCGACACGUGAGAAUGAGGAAAAGAAAGACAAUUAUCAUCAUGUGGAGCGCGGUUAUGGAGAGUUUAUGAGUAAGUUCACGCUACCUCCUAAUGCCAAACCCGAGCAUAUGAGGAGCUCUGUGGAUAACAAUGGAGUGCUCACCAUCACUAUUCCUAAGGAGAAAAUACGGCAAUCCAAUUACCAGUAA